AUGGGGGUGACGUUCACAACGUGGGUGGAAGCCACCUACUGCACCGUGGCGCCCACCGCCAUCAUUCCCGGCACGUGGAACGGCGUGCUCUGCAACUCGGGCGGCAGAGUCGUCAGCCUGCAACUGGCCAACAACAAGCUCAAGGGCACGCUGCCGCUCGCAGUCUCCGGCCUCAAUGCACUCACUGCCAUCGACCUCACCUCCAACCUCCUUCAGGGCCGUCUGGACGAAGUUGCCACGCAGCUGCGCCUGCUCACCAACCUCAAGUCCAUCGAUCUCGCCUACAACUGGCUCUCCGGCUCGGUGCCUGCGUUCAUGCUCACCCUCCCUGGCCUCACGGAACUCACGAUUGGCUACAACUAUCUGACGGGAGCGCUGCCGAACGUGACAUCGCCGCUGGCAGUGGUGGACGUGCAGUUCAACUUCCUCGCCGGCACCUUCCCCACGCUCAACCUCACCCUCUGCGCCGCGCGCAUGAACUGCUUCCUCGACGCCACCAAGUGCAAGAACCCCAACCGCGCCUCCGAGCUCCCGCGGGCCACCACAGCGUGCGCCAUCUGCAACACGACCAACGCGCAGGGGCGGCUGUGCAGCGGCGGGCUGUGCACCGUCAACGCCACGGACCUGGUGGCACUCGGCGCUCCCAACAGCGCCGCGUCGCCCUCCCUGCCGCUCAUCUGCGUGGGCGCGGCGUUUGUGGCGAUGGACUCGGUGCAAGCGGGCGCCAUGCUGAACCUCAAGGCGUCGCUGGGCGUCACUUUCACCGACUGGAAGGCCGACUCGCCCUGCUCCCUGCCUGGUGCCGUUGCUGCUGGGUCGUGGAGUGGGGUUACCUGUGACUCCACCGGCAAAGUGCUGGGCAUAGUGCUGAGUUCCCAGAAGCUGGCGGGCAGCAUCCACUCCGACAUCUCCAAGCUUUCCAUGCUCACCUCACUGGACCUGCAGUCCAACCUGCUGCAGGGGCGCCUGGACUCCUUCACUGCCAGCAUCAAGACACCCCUCGUGCUCAAGGAGCUCGCUCUGCAGUUCAACUACCUCAUCGGUCCAUUCCCCUCCGCGCUACUCGCCCUCUCCACUCUCUCAAAACUCUCCGUGGCCUACAACUACCUCACGGGUCCCUUCCCCACCGUGCCAGCAUCCGCCAAGUCGCUGGACGUGCAGGGAAACUUCCUGUCGGGUUCCUUCCCCACCAACGCGCUCACCUACUGCGCCGCCACCACCAACUGCCUCACCGACGCCAACAACUGCGCCUCCCUCGGCAUCACGCAGCGCACCGCUGCAGACUGUGCCAUCUGCGGCACCCCCUUUGGCCAGGGCACGCUGUGCGGCGGCGUCACCUGCCUUGUCAACACCACCGACAUUACGGCACCUCCCACUGCGUCGUCUCCCGCUCGCAAUCUCUACUGCACGCCAGUUGCUUUGGACACCAACACCACCACAACGCUGCUGGCGCUGAAGACGGUGCUGGGAGUGACGGCCACGGACUGGAGUGCAACGACGGUGGUGCUGCAGCCCAAGGCGCUGAAGAGCAGCAGCGUGCCCCUCGCCACCACUGUGGGCGCCUGCACCGUCGAGGGGCAGACCCCUGCUCCCGGCUCCUGGACCGGCGUCUUCUGUAACACCGCCGGCGCCGUUGUUGCCCUGGUGCUGCCCAACCAGAAGCUGACUGGAAGCCUGUCGGCGGACGUCAGCAAGCUCACAGCUCUCACCGCUCUGGAUCUGAGUGCCAAUCUCUUUCAGCAGCGCUUGGAUGCGUUUGUUACACUCUUCAGCGCUCUCAAGACACUCAAGUCGCUCUCGCUGCAGUACAACUGGUUCUACAGCACCAUCCCCUCCUCCCUCCUCGCCCUGCCAGCCCUCUCCACCGU
This is a messenger RNA of Closterium sp. Yama58-4, 1868 nucleotides long. Lineage: Eukaryota; Viridiplantae; Streptophyta; Zygnematophyceae; Desmidiales; Closteriaceae. The record is from the annotation of a GenBank genome assembly.